Messenger RNA from Colletotrichum abscissum, 507 nucleotides. RefSeq names its product fatty acid desaturase. The record is from RefSeq and is a predicted model, not a curated record. NCBI's taxonomy places the organism in Eukaryota, Fungi, Ascomycota, Sordariomycetes, Glomerellales, Glomerellaceae. The coding region runs from base 1 to 507 and encodes 168 amino acids. Gene Ontology annotation, biological process: unsaturated fatty acid biosynthetic process. Gene Ontology annotation, molecular function: oxidoreductase activity. The transcript has 2 exons.
AUGAAACCAGUCGAUUCUGAUAGAGACAUAUUCUCUCCUUCGGGGUUCAUGGAAGAUUCCGAUGUUCCAGUCGUUCAAGCAAUCUCGUUGUUAGGACAGCAGCUAUUCGGUUGGCCUCUACAUGCUUUCUUUAAUCUGUCUGCUGGUAAAGACAGUCUCCUGCGAGAUGUUUCUGUAACCGAGCGUGGGCUGAGAGUCAGUCUCUUUGAUCCUUGGAGCUCUGUUGUUAAGAAUAACGAAGCAUGGAGCGUGUUGGCCUCUGACUGCGGUCUUGGCAUCAUGGGUUGCUUUUUGGGCUGGUGUGGCCAGGAAUUUGGGUCAAAAACCAUGGUUCUGCUAUACCUUCUACCCUAUCUAUGGGUUAACAAUUGGUUGGUUGCCAUCAACUAUCUCCAACAUAACCAUGCCCAAGUGCCUCACUAUACCGAUGAGGGGUGGAACUUCACCAAAGGGGCUCUAUCAACAAUCGACAGAGACUUCGGCUUUAUCGGGAGGCACUUCAUCUAA